Messenger RNA from Folsomia candida, 2169 nucleotides. RefSeq names its product transmembrane protease serine 9-like. Lineage: Eukaryota; Metazoa; Arthropoda; Collembola; Entomobryomorpha; Isotomidae. Gene Ontology annotation, molecular function: serine-type endopeptidase activity. The transcript has 12 exons. The coding region runs from base 1 to 2040 and encodes 679 amino acids. Gene Ontology annotation, biological process: proteolysis. The record is from RefSeq and is a predicted model, not a curated record.
AUGAUUCUUCUAUCAACUCCCAUCUUCAUAAUUGUUCUCACAUUUGCACUUGUUGGGCUGUCCACUGCAUGCUUAAAAUACGUCCCAGAUUUUAAAGAUGACGACUAUUUAGAACUAGCCUGGGAACUAGGUUCAAAAAAGGACUGGAAUCGUAAAAUUCUAACGGAAUGCUCUUGCGGAAUAUCAAAUGAGGCAAAUCAUGCAAACACUUGGGAUGCCUUAAUCCGUGUCGUCGAAAAGAACAAGAAAGAACGCUACUGUGGAGGGACGUUGAUAAAUUCAUUUUUUGUCCUCACUUCUCACUCCUGCCUGAUUCAUGGAAAUCUUAAUCCGAAGGAUUUUUUACAGAAGGAUGGGUCAUUUACGCCGUCCGACGUCACGGUGUGGUUGAAUGUUAAGUCGAACCCUUUCGACGUCACGGAUUACGGGCAGAAUAAACCUCGUGCCGUCCAACAAGUCGUCACCAAUGCAAAGUACAUUGUCAACAAAGUUAUGGAACGAUCUGUAACUGAUAACGUGGCUCUGUUGAAACUAAAGAAUGAAAUAGAUUUCCGAGACCCACAAAGUCCUAAACCAAUUUGCAUCUUCCCCCUGCUAAAACCGGAUCUGGAUAAGUUCCAUUUGAAAGUUAACGUGACGGGGUGGGUCAACAGUUUGCAAGGUCACUGCAACGAUUCACGUGCCUCCAAAUUCUUAUUAGGGAUUGAAAAUGAACACUACAAAGAUUCAACUCUGAAAUGUUUUGAGAAGAGCGGAUUGAUAGAUUUGAAGGAUUUACAAAUUUGCAAAAAAGAGUCGAAGGGAAACGUAAAAGAUGAUCAGUUUUGUACGAGCAAUUUGCAAAUUAACGGAAUGACAAGUGACGGAUGGCCUUUAAUUGUCAAGGCCCAAUCUGGAGAAAUAAUGCAACUAGGAAUUUCAUCGUGGGUUGAUGCCGAAUUUCAGACCGGAAACGAGGCAUCCGCCCAUCGUUUCUUUACUGAUAUUUCAUACAUCGCCCCCUUCACUAAUUAUUACUCCGACAAAGUGGGUGCAACCUGGUGUCAAGAACCGAAGCAUGCACAAAUUAGUCGAUCUCAACUAUCGGACAAAAACAGUCUGCCUUGGGAAGGCUUUACAAGUUCUCAACGGAUACUGCGAAAUGAUUCCUGUGUGUGCGGAGAAAAAAUGUUAUCUCCUGGACGAAUUGCUGGAGGCAGUGAUGCCAAGCCUCAUGAGUUCAAGUGGCAAGUUUUACUUCGGAUGAGAAUAUCUAGCCAUGGAGGUUCGUCCACUGCACUUUGUGGAGGCAGCUUAAUUAAUGACAAAAUGAUCCUCACCGCGGCGCACUGUGUCGUCCUAGACUCACUUAUGUUUGCAAAUAACCCACUGCCUGGUAUUAAACCGGAAGACAUUAAAGCCUAUCUUGGCGCUCAUACGAAAAACGGUCACGAUACGGAUGGGAGAUUGGUGAAAGUAAAGGCAGUAUAUUUUCACCCGUGGUACAUCCCAGCAGCGAAAGAACGUCCACGAAUUUUUGACUGGGACGUCGCCUUACUUGAACUCGAAGACAAAGUGGUUUUCGACAAAGAGAAAGAAAUGCCCAUUUGUCUCCCGACAUCUGAAGAAAUUCCUGACCUUAAUCCGGUCGGAGAGCAGGGCUGGGUUACCGGGUGGGGUUUGACUAAUCCGACGGAUGGUGGUUCUACUGCUACGAUUCUUCAAAAAAUAAAAUUGCCGAUUCAACCGUUGGAAUAUUGCAGCAGAAUUAUUUCUGUAGAAGGUGGAAAACCGAGGGAUCGGGUUCUCUGUGCAGGAACUUUAACACAAUGGCGUGAUUCGGCAGGAGGAGAUUCCGGAGGACCAAUGUCCAUUUUACGAAAUAAUACAUUUCUACAAGUUGGACUCGUGUCAUACGGUCACAAUUCUAAGAAUCAGACUGCCGGAUUUUAUACAGAUCUUAGAAAAGUGAUGUCAUUCAUUGAUUUUUUCUCGGCAAACGCUGCAGCUGAAUGGUGUCCUUCUAAAAUUGGUCAAUCAGUCGAAACUGCAGAAAAAUAAGGGUUCACGAUUAUGCAUGCGAAUUAUAAUCCACUGACAGAACUUAAUAUUCAUUCAGAAAUUUUGUCAAACUCAGAAUGCAUCUAUUAUUUGAAACGUAGAACGAAAUAAAAGCACAACUAAAAAUAA